Molecule: messenger RNA, 504 nt
Organism: Colletotrichum tamarilloi
Lineage: Eukaryota; Fungi; Ascomycota; Sordariomycetes; Glomerellales; Glomerellaceae
Exons: 3
Coding region: 1-504 (167 amino acids)
Source: RefSeq, a predicted model, not a curated record
AUGACCUCGAUGGGUGAUGAGAAGGACCCGGCUUAUCCCGAUAACCCGAUUGCGCAGCAACGACCACCGGCGGCCCUGCCUUUGGCCGAAAGUCUCCGGUUCCCCAUGCCUUACAUAAUCAACCGAGAGUGGGGUACUCUCAGUUCCGAGCCGAAAUCGUCGGUCGUCGACUACCGCCCAGAUUCUCAGCGUGCCAUCGUCACUGGUGCAGCAGCGGCAGCACGCACUCGUUCAGCCCCCAAAGGCCCUUGCAUCGUCCGCAGCGGGAGCAUGUUGAUAGGACGAGUAGGGCAACAUGGCGGGGAUCCCGGCCCCGCUCCGCUGCAGCAUGUCAUCACAACACAAGACGGCCCGUUGGGAAUUGCUCUCGAGUUUGCAGAAGCACCCGUUCCCCCCUCUUCGCCGCCGCCGCCGCCCACGGGGUCGGAGAGCUUAGCUUCCCUGGAGGAACCCGUUGCCACGGACUCGCCGCCGUUCACAGCCUUCCUCUCAUGCCCACAUUGA